Messenger RNA from Epinephelus moara (kelp grouper), 1938 nucleotides. Its product is annotated as protein kinase C and casein kinase II substrate protein 3-like. Gene Ontology annotation, molecular function: protein binding; phospholipid binding. NCBI's taxonomy places the organism in Eukaryota, Metazoa, Chordata, Actinopteri, Perciformes, Serranidae. Bases 262 to 1425 code for a protein of 387 amino acids. Gene Ontology annotation, cellular component: plasma membrane; cytoplasm; endosome. The transcript has 10 exons. The record is from RefSeq and is a predicted model, not a curated record. Gene Ontology annotation, biological process: regulation of endocytosis; cytoskeleton organization; plasma membrane tubulation.
UUGCAUUGUCUUGGUGUCUCACGCCCACUUUCAGAUCAACAACGUGUGUGUGUAACUUUAAGUGCCAAGGGAAAAUUGGGUCAGUGAGAGAGGAGAGAGGGAGAGAAGCAUGUGUUAGAGGAGGAGAGGCACACUGAGAGAGGGGGAGACGGACAGAGAAAUGGAGAGAAAAUCCUCAGCAGCCCUUGAACUACAGUAACAAGUGGUCACUUGAGUAAUCACUGGUGAUUCAGAGAGAAAUAGACAGACACGUUCCUAAAAAUGGCAAGCCUUCCCAAAGAGCCACCCGAGGAUCCCAAGAGGCAGAGUUUCUGGAUGCCGGGGAAUUAUGUGCGUACAGUGCACCGAACUGAACAGUCCUACCAGGCCUGCAAUGACAUUGUGGCCUGCUUCAUGGAGAGAGCAAAGGUGGAGAAGAUGUACGCCCAGCAGCUCAGCCAGUGGAGCAGCAAGUGGAAGUCCAUAGUGGAUUCUCGGCCACUUUAUGGCUCCCUCAUGAGGGCUUGGCAAUGUUUCUUCACCUCCACCGAGCGAUUGUCCGCCCUCCACUCCUCCAUCUCCCAGUCGCUCAUGGCGGAGGAAGGGGACCGGGUGAGGACCUGGCAGAAGGAGACCUUUCCAAAGAAACUCUUCUGUGGGUUCAGGGAGAGCCAUGACAACGGCACAAGCUUUACUCGUGCGCAAAAACCCUGGUCCAAAAAACUGAUGAAGCUGGAGAAGGCCCGAGUUGCAUAUCACAAGUGCUGUCAGAGAGAACAAUCAGCCCUCGACAAGGAGAAACAAGCAAACGAAAACACUGAGAUGAGUCCGGAGAAAAAGCAGAAAAUUACAGAGGCCAGAGAAAAGGUCACAGAGGAGAAAGAAAAGAUAAGAGACCGCUACGAGCAGCUGCUGGAGGAUGUGUCGUCCUACACCCCUCGCUACAUGGAGGAGAUGGAAGCCAUUUUUGAGCAGUCGCAGGAGGAGGAGAGGAAGAGGAUCAGCUUUCUGAAGCAGGCCUUCCUCUCCAUCCACAGACAUCUUGACGUCACCAACAAUGAGAGUGUGAAGGCGGUGUACAGUGAGCUCCACGACACUCUGAUGGCCAUCAAUGAGCAAGAUGAUCUCAAAUGGUGGAAGAACAACCACGGCCCUGGCAUGCCCACCGACUGGCCAAAGAUUCAGGAAUGGGUCCCACCAGUAAAAAAGCUAAAUAGAAAGAAGAGAGACCAGAAAAGAAAAGAGAGCCGACCUGUGAUGAUUGGAGGUGUGAAGGUGCGAGCUUUGUACGACUAUGUGGGAGAGGAGGGUGACGAGCUGUCCUUUAAAGCAGGUGAAGUGUUCCUGAAGGUGGAGGAGGAGGACGACCAGGGCUGGUGUCGAGGCGUCCUGAGUGGAGGGAAGGAGGGCUUCUAUCCAGCAAAUUAUGCUGAAAUUGCGGAAUGACGUCACCUUGUCUAAUAUGUCCUAAACUUAUUUCUCACAAAGAUUUCAAAUCCUCUAAAAAAAUAUUAUUAUUAUUAUAUUAUGUCUUGUCACACUGAUUCAUGUCAGAUAUAAUCUGUUCCCAGCCAUUUUUUAAAUGUCAGAUUUAAGGCCUUAAUAUCCUAAACUACUCUGGUUUGAGUACUUCUGCAAUAUGAAUUAACUUAACAAAGACUACAUGUACUGUUUGUGCAGAAGCUGUAUGUGUGAGUGUGUAUGUGUGUCUGCAUGCAUGUGUGCACGUUAAGACAAAAGAGAACAAGAGAGGAUAUUUAUUUACUGCCUGAGUCAUUAGGUCACUGUAAUGAAGAUAAUGAUACAUGAGGUUUACCCAGGCACAGGUUUACAGUAACAGGAGCACACACAGUUAAUGUUUACUUAAUAAGUAUUAUGUAGAGGCACAUAGAAAUACCUUUGACUGAGGGAAUGGAUUUUCAAAAUAAAAGUGUAAUUGUCUUGCCUCUAAUCCAUGUC